Molecule: messenger RNA, 1195 nt
Organism: Diachasmimorpha longicaudata
Lineage: Eukaryota; Metazoa; Arthropoda; Insecta; Hymenoptera; Braconidae
Exons: 2
Coding region: 157-741 (194 amino acids)
Source: RefSeq, a predicted model, not a curated record
GCCAGAGGGAUAAAAACAGCGGCCAUUACAAUAAAAGUCGUGACAUAAAUAUCGUAGUGAUCAAAAAUACCCAGAAAUAAUUACAAAUCGAUUAUCCAAUUAAAAACCAACAUUGACUAAGUCCCCACGCAAUUGAGCUCCAACACUCGAUUAAAAAUGAACGGCCCCUCGACACCGAUUCUCUACGACCUCCGAGGUCACGUGCAAAUCGAGAACCUGGGCCUCUGUUCUCGUAAAAACAUUGAGGAAUCGAUGCUGGACAUUGCAACGAUCAUAGCCUCUCACAUGGUGUACCAGGAGGAGCCCUGGGCAGCGGGUGCAGCUCAUGUGGCGCAUCACCUGGGCCAGGAAUUAGUGAACACUUGGUUGAGGAAUGGACCAGCCCCAUCAGCAGUUGUCUUCGAGUAUGCUGAUAUCUUCAGUGGAUAUUCCAUCAAAGCAUUGGUCCCCCCAGGACUGGCGAACGUCAGGGGAAACGUCGAGGGCAACUGGUCGUUUUUUCGACAGGACAGCCCCAUGGAUUCAGAUGUCUACACCAAGAUCUUUUACGAUUUUCGUUACAUCUUCUCCACAGCUGUUCACGAGGAUAGACACAUCUACGAGCACCAUCUUUACGAGGGCCAUGACUUCUACAUUGGGCAGAGAGUGAAGAAUUCCAUCAGGUCGAUUCUCACUUCUGCCAAUAACUCGAAGGUAUUCAAUGCUGAUGACGCUUGGAUCGUGCUGGAGAGCGAUAAAUAGAGGGCUCCGGGGGACAGAGGUCGAGGAUGUGAGUUCCUGGUGGAUUUAAUCGUGAAAGAGAGUCAAUGGAGUUGUGCCAGCAGAAUUGCUGGCUCGAUUGAGCGUCUUUUCCUCGACAGAGAGGAAUAUUCGAACACCACUAAAUGGAGAACAGACUCCUGCAGUAUCCUAGUAUAUUAAGAUAAUUAUCUAUCUUUAGUUCUUUGACUGACGUUAUCCCAUCUAUUUAAAAAAGUUAAAAACACUUCCCCAUAAAAUUAUUGUUCCAGCCAGUUUAAAAACAGCUGAUUAAAAUUGACUGUUAAUUUGCUUAGAGUUAAUUUCCCUAGAAUAGUUUUUUUUUAUUUCGUUAAGAGUUUCUGAAUGUAUUAAUUCAUAUAAAGAAUCAUGUAGUGAACACAGGAAUCUCACAUGUAUGACAAUUGUUUAUAAAGAAUAAAAUAGAAUAAUUACA